This is a messenger RNA of Schizosaccharomyces osmophilus, 1050 nucleotides long. RefSeq names its product Set1C complex subunit Swd2.1 (gene swd2). Gene Ontology annotation, cellular component: Set1C/COMPASS complex. The transcript is spliced from 3 exons. The record is from RefSeq and is a predicted model, not a curated record. Lineage: Eukaryota; Fungi; Ascomycota; Schizosaccharomycetes; Schizosaccharomycetales; Schizosaccharomycetaceae. Gene Ontology annotation, molecular function: chromatin binding; protein binding. The coding region runs from base 1 to 1050 and encodes 349 amino acids.
AUGACAACAGUUCCAAUAACUUACGAGUUGCUGUCUUCAAUUGAGCCAAGAAAAUGGUUAAAAAAUACAGAAUUAGGUGGUGAAAUCACUUCUGUAAGUUUCGACGACAGUGGAGAACUAAGUUUGGCGUCUUCCACGGAUGAUUCUUUAAAACUAUAUAAUUGUGUAACAGGAAAAUUCAUCAAAGAACUUGCCAGUAAGAAAUAUGGAGCUCACUUGGGUCGGUUUUCUCAUCAUUCUAAUUCUCUGAUCCAUGCUUCUACUAAAGAAGACGACACAAUUCGCUACCUUGAUGUAGUUACGAAUCGAUAUCUUCGGUACUUUCCAGGGCAUAAACAAGCUGUCACUUCCCUUGAUGUUUCGCCCUCUGAUGAAAUAUUUCUUAGUGCUUCGAUGGAUAAUACAUUACGACUUUGGGACUUUCGAUCUCCUAAUUGCCAGGGGUUACUGAACGUAAGCUCGCCUGCAGUGGCUGCGUUUGAUGCUACUGGUUUGAUUUUUGCUUGUGUGAGCGAAAGAAAGUAUAAGAUCUCUCUUUACAAUAUAAAGACAUACGAUUCACGGCCGUUUCAAGAGAUUCCCUUGACAUUUCUUCCUCCACAUGUAAGCAUUUCAAACAUCGAAUUCAGCACUGAUGGAAAAAACAUUUUAUUGACGACUGCAAACGAUUGCCAUUACGUUGUUGAUGCUUAUAGUGGACAGGAAUUGUUACGUGUACCAGCUAGGACGAAUGCUAAAAGCGCUAGUAAAAACCUUUCUUUUUACUCUUCGGCUUGUAUGUCUCCAGACAGUAAGUAUUUAUUUGCUGCAAAUGACGAGAAACAUUUGGCGAUCUAUGAAUUACCUGAGAUGAAACCAAAUCAAUAUUCAGACACUUGGAAUAUGCAUGAACUAAUGAUACAAGUCAAGGAUACGGUCCCUUCAGACCCACAAAGCUGUAUUCCUAUGACAGAUAAAGUAGAUUGCCCUGAGGUGCCUUCUAUAGUUCGCUUUAAUCCUCGCCAUGCACAACUCGUAACGGCUCACUCGGGCGUAGUUUUUUGGAAUUGA